Messenger RNA from Penicillium verrucosum, 1979 nucleotides. RefSeq names its product putative isoamyl alcohol oxidase. Bases 66 to 1979 code for a protein of 637 amino acids. The record is from RefSeq and is a predicted model, not a curated record. Lineage: Eukaryota; Fungi; Ascomycota; Eurotiomycetes; Eurotiales; Aspergillaceae. Gene Ontology annotation, molecular function: flavin adenine dinucleotide binding; oxidoreductase activity, acting on paired donors, with incorporation or reduction of molecular oxygen; iron ion binding. The transcript is spliced from 5 exons.
CCUUCCACAACUGUUGUCAUUCCAGGUCGUCAUUACCAUUGAGUGUCUGGUAUCACGUUGCAAAGAUGAGCAAAUGGAUGCAAUAUGCCUUGGUUCCUUUGGCUGUAUUUACAAGCCCCUUCCGAUCGAUGUGGGAAGAAUGGACUGGUUCGCACCAGGUGAACAUGACCAACAUGCCAUGUGGUGCUUCAAACUAUACUACUGAGAUAGUUUCCCUCGAUCCUUUGGCAAUUUAUAUCAAUGGAUUCAUGUCGAACUGGGAGAUUACCCAUCUGCGUGAGCUAGCGGACAGCCAAGAGACGUUUAUGUAUCACGAAGAUAAACACCCUGACCAAAAGGAUCACACGUCUCGCCGCAUAGCUAGUUCAUGUCGCCUUCCUAUGGACGACCCAGUGGUUGAGUGCAUUAUUCAACGGUCGACUGAUUUCGUUGGGUUUGUUACCCAUGACGGGUUUGAGCAACUUCAAGUGGUUAAGUACCGCGAGAACGAAAGACAUGAUCCUCACCAUGACUGGUUCACCUCUCCACCCAAGCUGGCAUCUGGCCUGACAUGUAACCGGGCGGCAAGCUUUUUCGCCUAUAUGGGAGAUGAUCCCCAGGGAGGAGAAACUUGUUUCCAUCAUUUGUAUCCUGCUCCUCAGGAUGCAGAUCCAGCCAAAUUCAGUAACAUCAACAGCGACAAUGGUCUUGGAUUCGCUACCAAACCUAUUACUGGAAAUGCGAUUUUUUGGAUGAACUUACAUUCGAACAAUACUGGGGAUCCCCGUGUGCAACACUCAGCGCUUCCAAUCAAAUCUGGAACAAAAUAUGCUACGGAAGCUAUUUACUGGGGCUCUGCCAACCUCGCUGCACACAACGUGCAUAGAGCCAUAAACGGUGGCCACGGGUGGCUGUCAAGCCAUUAUGGUCUUGCAUCGGACCAAGUGUACCAAGCCACUGUCAUCACCACUGAUGGUAAGCGCCUUGUUGCCAAUGCUGCGCAGAACCAAGAUCUUUUCUGGGCCGUUCGCGGCGGCGGUGCAGGACAGUUUGGCGUGGUGACCGAGUUCGUUCUGAAAACUUACCCCGUACCCGACAACAUGGUCACGGGAGGGUUUUCUUUCCAUGCAACUUCCCACUCCAACGCCAGCGAAAGUGCGUCCUGGAAUGCCAUGGCCGAGCUUGCUUCUCUCAUUCCCGAUAUCAUGGAUACUGGUCUCACAGGCAGUGUGUCCGCAAUUACGGGUAAACAGGCUGUGGCACUGAUGGGGCUAGAUCAAUCCCCUCCGGGUGUCGCUGCUUCCGUGAGUUUGACCGGGUUUAACAUGACUACGCGUGAAAUAAACAUUACGAUCAACAAUCUGGUAAACCGGAUCGCCAACACCACCCAAGGGAACUAUUUGGGAUUUUCUUUGACAGCACCAACCACUAAGAGCUUCUACACUGCGACUGACUCUAGCACCAACGCAGGGGCUGUCAGCUUGCUCACAAGUCGCCUCUUGGGCCGACGGGAGCUCUCCGAUAUUACCAAAGAGGACCUGAUUCAAUACCUUCAACAAAUCCUCGUUUCCCAAAGUCCCACUGGAUCAAUGCUACUCUUCGGUUUACAGGCUGGGCUUGGACCCGCUAGCGUUCCGGAAGAAAUGCGUGGAAGUGUCCUUCCAGCCUGGCGUCAAGCCUACGCACAUGUUAUGACUUACGGGGCAUCAAUGAAUGCUACUGGUGAUCCAACCGAGUCUUUGAAAUCGGGAGCUAAAUAUUAUGAAACAGUCAAAGAGCCUGUAUGGAGGAAAUGGGCUCCAAAUACCGGUGCCUACAUGAAUGAGGGAAACCCGUUUAGCACUACAUGGAAGCAGGAUUUCUAUGGUGAGAACUACGAAAGUCUUCUUGAGAUCAAGCGCAAGUACGACCCCAGUGAAAGUUUGUUUAUCUGGAGCGGUCUUGGUAGUGACAUGUGGAACUAUGACCUGAAAAGUGGAUUGUUGUGUCGGACAUCCUAA